Molecule: messenger RNA, 2598 nt
Organism: Drosophila albomicans
Lineage: Eukaryota; Metazoa; Arthropoda; Insecta; Diptera; Drosophilidae
Gene: SCCRO3
Product: DCN1-like protein 3
Exons: 4
Coding region: 689-1723 (344 amino acids)
Biological process (GO): positive regulation of ubiquitin-protein transferase activity; protein neddylation
Cellular component (GO): ubiquitin ligase complex
Molecular function (GO): ubiquitin conjugating enzyme binding; cullin family protein binding; ubiquitin-like protein binding
Source: RefSeq, a predicted model, not a curated record
AGAACUGCAGAAAAAAGCGCAGCAGCCUCGUGAAAAAAACUACAAAAGCAAAUUGAUAAAUUAUUUGCAAAGAUGAUAAAUAAUAAGAAGAGUGCCGUGGGAAACGCAAGUAAAAUGUGAAAACCAGUGGAAUUGAUGAAUUCACGCACAUUUGUGGUGGUUGCUGACUACUACAAUUGUAUAUGUAUGUAUACACAUACACAAAUACAUACACAUGAGUUUGCGUAGGAGGCAUCAAAAUAACAACAGCAGCAGCAGCAGCAAUAGCAGUAGCAGUCGAAGAACCAACAAAGAAGAAGUCAAAGUCUUCACCAUAUGUUCGAUGCAUCUAUGGUGUGUCCGCGUGCAUCGUCAGCUCGGUAACGUUCCAUGGAAAUUCCAGUGCCAAUGUCAAGCAGUCAAAGUCAAAGCGAGCUAACGCUAGCUUAGUGAUUAUUAUCAAUAUAUAUCAUUCAAUAGUUGCCGCCCCUCCCCGCCCUCGUUACCUAUUGCUUCGCUUAAAUUCUCAUUAUCAUUACCAAUACAAUUACCCGGGAUACCUCUCACUGUACAUCAGUUAGAAACAAGUGUCAACUCUACAAAAACAACAACAACAACAAGAACACAUACAUAAACAUAGAGUAAGUCAGAGCAGGCAACAAAAUAUAAUUGGAACCCAAAAGGGCCGCUGGAGAGCGUGCAACGCACUAUGGGCAAUUGCCUGAAAUGCUUCCAGUCCUCGUCUGCCGCACCAACGUUGCCAACAACCACAACAACAACAACCAGCUGCUCAUCUCCAAACGCAUUGCACACAAACGCCAAUAGCUGCCAAGCGGCCACCAGCAUUGGCAACUGCUACGAAAUUGUUGGGCCCAAUUCAAAUGAACGUUACGCCCUUUACAACGACAGGCCACGCGAAACCGAUGAAUUGCUCUCUUCUCGAACUCCACUCAAGCCAGCAAACAAUUGUGAUACUAAGCGUAAUAGUUUUAAGUCCUUAGGCUUGCUUAAUGGAAGUGCGCCCACCAUGAGCGAAAUUAUAACAACUGCGGUCAAGGAAUCAAUGGAGGUGUCACAUCAAACGCUUAACAAACUCUUUGAUGUCUACAAAGAUCCUGACGAUGAAGAUAUGAUACUCACUGAUGGCAUUGAGCGUUUGUGCAACGAUCUUAACUAUCAGCCCGAUGAGUUUGCAAUACUUGUGCUUGCCUGGUGCCUGGAUGCCUCACAGAUGUGCCGCUUUACCAAAACCGAAUUCAUUGAAGGACUGCACAAAAUGCGGGCGGACACAAUUGCCAACAUACGCCUGAGACUUGAACAGACUAUUGAGAUGCUGAAGGUGGAUGCGGAAAUGUUCAAGCAGCUCUAUCGUUUUACCUUUCGAUUUGGCUUGGAGCCCGAUCAGCGGGUCUUGUCGCUGGAAAUGGCAAUCGAUUUGUGGAAACUUGUGUUCACUGUACAAACACCUGAUCUCUUUUCAAACUGGGUAAACUUCCUCGAAAAGCAUCCGAACAUACGCCGCAUACCCAAGGAUACAUGGAACAUGUACCUCAAUUUUACCGAACAAUGUGAUAUAGACAAUUACGAUGAUACCGAAGCGUGGCCAAGUCUCUUCGAUGACUUUGUCGACUAUGAGAAGAAUCGUAAGCUGGAAGUGGCCGUGCACGAUGAUGACAACAACAAUGACGAUCCAUUACAGAGCCAUGUCAAAUCCGGCUGCGAAACAACGCGUCACGUGUCAUAGUUGUAAGAAGCAGCCAGUAGUAGCCAAACACACAUACACAUACACACCACACACGACACACACACUCUUAUAUACACUAUAUAUAUAUAACCGUCUAGGGCCAAGCAACCAACAACGUUCAACUCGCCAAUAGUAAUUUAAUGCUGUAUAUUUAAAACUCGAUAUAAUGAUUUGCUCUCUUUAACUUUAACCAAGUAUCAAUCAAUUACGCUGUUCUCUAGCAAACGCUUAAUUAUGUUUACACCUCUAUUAGUCAGUUUCUUUGGCCAAACCUUUGGUCAUAGAUCUACGAUGCGGUGCUGGCGCUGCUUGAUGAUGAUUCACAACAAUUAAACCAACACCAGCAAAUACCACAAUCAGCAAAACAAAAAAAACAAAAAAGCGAAGAAGUAGAACAAAUGCAUAGUGUUAACAAAACCAGCCAGUGAGCCAUUGAGCCAGCUAGAUGAUAAUUUAACUUGCAAGCAACAAAAAGAAAACAAAUUGAAAGUGCGCGUAGUGACACAAGACACAAGAAAAGGGCAACGGACGCAUUUGUUUAUAAAUUAAAGACUUAUCAACAAGAAUUUUAAAAAAUGAAAAGCUCAAUCAUACGAAACCACAUGUGUAUAUACUAACUUGACUUGAUUAAGUAGAAGAGCAAACAUCUUUUCAAUGUGUGCAAAUCGUAUAUUAUACAAUAUAUAGAUAUAUAUAUAUAAAACGAAAAAACAAAAACAAUAUAUAUACAAACAUACAUAUAGCAAUUAACGGAUGUAUUAUUUUAAAUUGAAAAGAUUGCAACAUUUUAUGGCACGUAACUAUUGAAUUGCAUAUAAAUUACAUACUUAGCUCUAAGUAGUGGAUGUGAAUUAAAUAAACAUAAACUAAACUAA